Lampris incognitus (smalleye Pacific opah) is the source of this 5341-nucleotide messenger RNA. It is a transcript of the gene eif5b, whose product is annotated as eukaryotic translation initiation factor 5B. The record is from RefSeq and is a predicted model, not a curated record. Gene Ontology annotation, molecular function: GTP binding; translation initiation factor activity; GTPase activity. The transcript has 26 exons. The coding region runs from base 56 to 3658 and encodes 1200 amino acids. NCBI's taxonomy places the organism in Eukaryota, Metazoa, Chordata, Actinopteri, Lampriformes, Lampridae.
CGUUGAUGUGAGCCGUAUCGCUGAGGGUCAAUACGGAGCACAGAAAUUCAACAGAAUGGGAAAGAAACAGAAAAAAUCAGGCGAAGACAGUACUAAAGAUGAUGGUAUUGACAUCGACGCCCUGGCAGCAGAAAUAGAGGGCGCUGGUGCUGCAAAGGAGCAACAGAAAGGCAAGAAGAAGAAGAAAGGAGCCAAAAAAGAUGAAUUUGAUGAGGAUGAUAUCCUGAAGGAGUUGGAGGAGUUGUCUCUGGAGACUCAGGGAGGAAAGGCCAAGCAGAAAGCAGACACCACAGAAGAAGUGGAGAUCAUCGAGCCUCCCAGAGCAGAGAAGAAGAAGACCAAGAAGGGGAAGAAGGGGAGUCUGGAAGAUGAUGAGGGUGGUGAUGAAGAUGAAGGUCAGGGUGAAAUGGAGAGGAGCACACAAGAAGAAAACAAGAAGAAGGCUGCUCCUACUGCUCCUGCUGCAUGCUCUGACUCAGAGGAGGUGGGCUCUCACUCUCAAAACAAGAACAAAAGAGGGAAGAAAGGAGGGAAGAAGCUGGCGGCCUCUGAUGAGGAGGGAGAGGAGGAAGAGGCGGAUACAAGUGCAGGGAAAGGGGGAGGAGGAAAGGGGGAGGACUCUGAGGAGGAGGAGGAGGAGGAGGAGGAGGAAGAUGAAUUCUCCUCCAGGAGGGACAAGAAAAAGAAGAAAGGCAAGGUGAUGAAAGUGGAGAGCGAGGAAGAGGAGGAGGAAGAAGAGGGAGGUUUCAAGAUGAAGACGGCGGCUCAGAAGAAGGCGGAGAAGAAGGAGAGAGAGAGGAAGAAGAAGGAGGAGGAGAGGAUGAAGCAGAAGAAGCUUAAGGAAGUGGAGGUAAACAAAGACAAAGAACCAGCAACGAAGACAGAGGCCCCAUCCCUACCUGCAGCCACGGUCACAGAGGAACAGGAAGGGGCGGAGCCUAUGGGAGAAGAGGAGGCAGAGGGUGACAAAAAGAAGAAGGACAAGAAGAAGAAGAAAGGUGAGAAGGAGGAGAAGGAGAAGGAGAAGAAGAAAGGGCCCAGUAAGGCUACGGUCAAAGCCAUGCAAGAAGCGCUCGCCAAGAUGAAGGAGGAGGAGGAGAGAGCCAAGAGGGAAGAGGAGGAGAGGAUUAGGAGACUGGAGGAGUUGGAAAAAGAGAGACUGGAGCAGGAGCGGUUGGAGCAAGAGCGUAAGGAGAAGAAGAAACAGAAGGAGAAGGAGAGGAAGGAGCGUUUGAAGAAGGAAGGGAAGCUGCUCACCAAGUCUCAGAGGGAGGCCAGAGCCAGAGCCGAGGCAACGCUCAAGAUGCUGCAAGCUCAGGGUGUUGAAGUGCCAUCCAAAGACUCUAUGCCAAAGAAGAAGCCAGUCUAUGGAGACAAGAGAAGGAAGAAGCCAACAGCCCAGACUCCAGAAGAAACAUCUGAGGUGACAUCACCAACAUCAGAGACUCCAGAGCCCGUUGCCAUAGAGACAGAGGCCCCUCCUGCAGAGCCAGAGGUGAAGCCAGAGGCUGCCGUGGAUGACUGGGAGGCCAUCGCCAGUGAUGAAGAGAGAGAACUGAAGAAGGUCCACAUCGAGGUGAAGGAGACCACUGUCCCCACUAGGCCCAAAGAUAACAGCGAGGAGGAGGAAGAGGAGGAAGAGGAGGAAGAAGAAGAUGAUGAAGAGGAGGAAGAGAGUGAGGAGGGAGAGGAGGAGCAGCAGAAGAAGGAGGAGGUGCCACAGCAGGGGAAGAGGAGAGGAGCGAAGGAGAGCGAGGAGGAGAGCAGCGAGAGCGAAGACGACGACGGGCGGACGAAAGAGGAGAGACUAUAUGACCGUGCCAAGAGACGCAUCGAGAAACGGCGAGCUGAUAACCUGAAGAACAUCAACUUGAACAAACUGCGAGCUCCUGUUGUCUGUGUGCUGGGACAUGUAGACACUGGAAAGACCAAGAUCCUGGACAAGCUGCGACACACACAUGUCCAGGAUGGAGAAGCGGGGGGGAUCACUCAGCAGAUCGGAGCAACAAACGUUCCUUUGGACACAAUUAUAGAACAGACCAAAAUGGUCAAAAAUUUUGACAGAGACAGUGUCAAGAUCCCUGGAAUGCUGAUUAUUGAUACACCUGGACACGAAUCUUUCAGUAACCUGCGUAACAGGGGUAGUUCUCUGUGUGAUAUCGCCAUCUUGGUGGUGGACAUCAUGCAUGGUCUGGAGCCUCAGACCCUGGAGUCCAUCAACCUCCUUAAAGAGAAGAAAUGUCCCUUUAUAGUGGCUCUCAACAAGAUCGAUCGUCUGUACGACUGGAAGAAGAGUCCAGAAACGGACGUGGUGGCUACGCUGAAGAAGCAGAAGAAAAACACCAAGGAUGAGUUUGAUGAGAGGUCCAAAGCCAUCAUUGUAGAGUUCGCCCAGCAGGGUCUGAAUGCGGCUCUGUUCUAUGAGAAUAAGGACCCCAGGACCUUCGUGUCUCUGAUCCCCACGUCGGCUCACAGUGGAGAUGGGAUGGGAAACCUGAUCUCCCUGCUGGUGGAUCUCACACAGAGCAUGCUGGCCCGCAGACUGGCCCACUGUGAUGAGCUGCGUGCCCAGGUCAUGGAGGUGAAAGCUCUCCCAGGUAUGGGAACUACGAUAGAUGUUAUUCUGAUUAACGGAUGUCUGCGGGAAGGAGAGACCAUCAUUGUGCCGGGGGUGGAAGGGCCCAUUAUCACUCAGAUUAGGGGGCUCCUGUUGCCCCCCCCUUUGAAGGAACUCAGGGUGAAGAACCAAUAUGAGAAGCACAAGGAAGUGUCGACUUCCCAGGGGGUGAAGAUUCUGGGUAAAGACCUGGAAAAGACGCUGGCAGGGCUCCCUCUGCUGGUUGCUCACAGAGAAGACGAGGUUCCUGUACUCAGGGAUGAAUUGAUCCGGGAGUUGAAACAGACUUUGAGCUCCAUAAAGUUGGAGGAGAAAGGAGUUUAUGUCCAGGCCUCCACCCUGGGCUCUCUGGAGGCCCUGCUGGAGUUCCUCCGCACCUCCAAAGUUCCCUAUGCUGGUAUCAACAUCGGGCCGGUCCACAAGAAAGAUGUUAUGAAAGCUUCCACCAUGCUGGAGCAUGACCCACAGUAUGCAGUGAUCCUGGCGUUUGAUGUGAAGGUGGAGCGAGACAGCCAGGAGAUGGCUGACAGUCUGGGUGUACGAAUCUUCUCUGCUGAAAUCAUCUAUCACCUGUUUGAUGCUUUCACCAAGUACAGAGAAGACUACAAGAAGGCCAAACAGGAGGAGUUCAAACAUGUUGCAGUGUUUCCAGUCAAGCUGAAGAUCUUGCCUCAGUUCAUCUUUAACUCCAGAGACCCUAUCGUGAUGGGGGUGUCUGUGGAGGCUGGGGUGCUUCACCAGGGUACCCCGCUCUGUGUCCCCAGCAAAGGAUUUGUAGACAUUGGCAUAGCGACGAGUAUUGAGGUGAACCAUAAGACGGUAGAGUCUGCUAAGAAGGGACAGGAGAUCUGUGUAAAGAUUGAGCCCAUCCCAGGAGAGUCACCCAAGAUGUACGGACGCCAUUUUGAGGCCACAGACAUAAUUGUCAGCAAGAUCACAAGGGCAUCUAUUGAUGCACUAAAGAACUGGUUCAGAGACGAGAUGCAGAAAUCAGACUGGCAGCUCAUCAUGGAGUUAAAGAAGACCUUUGAGAUCAUCUGAGGGACCCCCCACACACACACACAAACCCACGCACACACACACACACACACACACACUCGAGGACAUUCACAGUCACAUACCCACAAAAGAGAUUCUGAUCAUGUGACAUCUCUUCAACAGAAAUACCUGUAAAGACGCACACAAACACACAAAAUACACACAGGAACAUACUUUAUAAGAAGUGGGACAGCCUUGCAGCAGUGCCGAUGCCCUGCAGGGGGCAAAAUGACAGAUGACUACAGGAUACCAAGAAAAAAGGAGUGUUUUUCUGUGAGAAACAGAACUGAGUUUUUCCACUGUUGUAAACAGUGACUGUUUAUACAACACACACACACACACAAACACUCUGAUCCAAUGUGCCUGUUCUUUAAAUUGAUGUAUCCCCUUUUUCUUCUUCUCUGCUGUUAUUUGUGGCUGCCCCAGGUCCCCUCACCUCCCACCCCUACAUACAAAUACAAUGAUACCCCCAGCCAGGCUGGUUCUGUCACUGGAUACUAACCCAGUAUUGACAAAAGCAAUGAGCACCAGCCAAACACCACUUCCUGGUGGACUGCGGCUGCUGACUAAUUGUAGUUAACAGCCAGCUGACCAGGUAACCAGCCAUCACCUAGACGUCCUGCUCCGUCUGGCUGGCUGGUGAAUGGGAACAGUGGUGAGUUUUACAAUCAGCUGUACAACAGAAUCAGUGGUAGAACAGCUUGUCAUUAUCAUUACAGCAUCUGGUCCUGGGUGCUUCGCUCUGCUGUUCAUUGGCUGACCGUGGAAGAGGAACGCUUGUCAGCGUCAGGGCUCCCUCUGCUGGACGGGAGGUCUGGAAAGGCUCUGCUGUGUUGUGUAUGACACCCUUCAGAAUAUGGACCUUUCAAAAGGGACAUUCCACCAUAAUGUCUUACAGGUUUGUCACUGACAGACAGUGCAUGCAUCUGCUUUUUGAAGAGUUUUUUCCAGCUGAUGUCGUGACCUCCAGGUCAGGUUAAGGGGUUGGACUGAGGCGGAGGAUUGCACAUUGGAUUAAUAGACAACAGGAUUCAUCUUCCUCUAAUCAAUGUUCAUUUUUCAUUUUUCCUUAAACCCAUAUUUACCAGAGGUACAGUAACAUCUUUUAGCCACCUCAGAGAAAUAUGAUGUUAGAUUUCCAUUGUUCCCAUUAUUCCCAUUAGUCCCAUUGUUCCCAUUGUUCCUGGAAAUUCAGAAUCAAAAACAGUUGAGGCAACUUUUACUGUAAAUCAUUAGAAGAAAUGUUGGCUGAAUUCCCCUUUCAGCAGCUGCCAGCAUCCCGCUGGGACCCUUUCACUGUCGACAAAACAUGAGGAAGAAAUAUUCUAGAUCACUAAGGGUUAAAGGUCAUAUUCUCUGGGGGUCAGCCUGGGACAGCCCCACACAAGCACCAAAACAGAGAUGUUAACCAGUACUUACAAUCUUCAGACUUCAGACUUCCUUGUGAAAUAUUUGCAAUGCAAAUAAAAAAAAAAUAGAAAUUAAAAUCUGUUCUAAAAAAGUAACAUGUUGUGUUCAUGUUGGUGGGAUUUGUCUUGUUUCAGAGCGAUGUCAUGAACUGCUAGUUGAAACUGAGUGGGUUGUGUUACUGAGUUGACUUAAUGUUGUAUCAAUGGUACUGACGGGUUUCAUUUAGAAUAUUUACUUCAUCAGGAAUCCAGAUUCAUAAUUGUUGCUCAAAGUAAA